Messenger RNA from Carlito syrichta (Philippine tarsier), 1403 nucleotides. RefSeq names its product mitogen-activated protein kinase 12 (gene MAPK12). The transcript has 12 exons. Gene Ontology annotation, cellular component: nucleus; cytoplasm. The record is from RefSeq and is a predicted model, not a curated record. Gene Ontology annotation, molecular function: MAP kinase activity; ATP binding. Lineage: Eukaryota; Metazoa; Chordata; Mammalia; Primates; Tarsiidae. Gene Ontology annotation, biological process: intracellular signal transduction; protein phosphorylation. The coding region runs from base 1 to 945 and encodes 314 amino acids.
AUGAGCAAGAAGCUGUACCGGCCCUUCCAGUCGGAGCUGUUCGCCAAGCGCGCCUACCGCGAGCUGCGCCUCCUCAAACACAUGCGCCACGAGAACGUGAUCGGGCUGCUGGAUGUGUUCACUCCUGACGAGACCCUGGACGACUUCACGGAUUUUUACCUGGUGAUGCCGUUCAUGGGCACGGACCUGAGCAAGCUUAUGAAGCACGAGACGCUGAGCGAGGACCGCGUCCAGUUCCUCGUGUAUCAGAUGCUGAGGGGGCUGAAGUACAUCCACGCUGCUGGCAUCAUCCACCGGGACCUGAAACCCAGCAACCUGGCGGUGAACGAGGACUGUGAGCUGAAGAUCCUGGACUUUGGCCUGGCCAGGCAGGCAGACAGUGAGAUGACCGGGUAUGUGGUGACCCGGUGGUACCGGGCGCCUGAGGUCAUCUUGAAUUGGAUGCGUUACACGCAGACGGUGGACGUCUGGUCGGUGGGCUGCAUCAUGGCCGAGAUGAUCACGGGCAAGACGCUGUUCAAGGGCAAUGACCACCUGGACCAGCUGAAGGAGAUCAUGAAGGUGACGGGGACGCCACCGGACGAGUUCGUGCAGCGGCUGCAGAGUGCCGACGCUAAGAGCUACAUGAAGGGCCUCCCUGAGCUGGAGAAGAAGGACUUUGCCUCCGUCCUGGCCAGCGCCAGCCCCCUGGCUGUGAGCCUGCUGGAGAAGAUGCUGGUGCUGGACGCGGAACAGCGGGUGACAGCGGCCGAGGCUCUGGCCCACCCCUACUUCGAGUCCCUGCGUGACCCGGAGGACGAGCCCAAGGCCCAGAAGUACGACGACUCCUUUGACGAUGUGGACCGCACGCUGGACGAGUGGAAGCGUGUCACUUACAAAGAGGUGCUCAGCUUCAAGCCUCCCAGGCAGCUGGGGACCAGAGUCUCUAAGGAAACAGCUCUGUGAAGACCCUUGGGCCCCAGGGGUGGCCGUGGGUCUCCACCUUGGGCCUCCCAAGGGGGUUCUGGUCACCUUGUGAGCUUGGCUGGGGCUUGCGCCCGAGGCUCCAUCUCCCCUGCCCCAGCCUGCUCCUCUGCCCUCGGGUGCCACCUCGGCCAGCCCUGGUGGAGGCUCCAUUCUUUCUGGAUAGAUCUCUGCCCAACCUGGGCAUGGCCUCUGGCCCCAGAGCAGUGGCACUUUCGUCAAGGUGAAGGAGACCUCAGAGCUGGCGGGACUCCAGGGCAAGUCCUAGCCUCUGAGCCCAGCCCUUGAGGAGGAAGGCAGAGGGGGGCCAUGGGGCACCAACUCAGGGACAUCUCUCCUGGGGGCGUGGGUGGACCCUCCUGCUCCCCCAGCCUGGAAUGUAAACCAGCCUGUGGUGUGGCUGCGUGGCUGGAAGGAAUAAACCCUUUUGUAGCGCUCUC